GCUUAUAUGUUGAGGCUUAUGCGCUUUGUUUUAGUUUAGUGGGCUCAUGUUGUAACUUAAUGGGCCUAUGUUGUAUAAAUUAAAAUAUCAAAGCCCAUAAAGUUACCGUACUCUCCCAUCAUCGUGUAGUUGAGUUGUCUCGCUCUUGUUUAAAUCUCUAGGUUUUAUAUAGAAGGCGCCUGUGGUUCCAUUGGAAGGAGAGAAAGAAUGUCGAAGAAGAAUAACUUAGCCAAGAGAAAGACUCAACAUGAGUACAAUCUCCAAAAAGAGAAAGAAAUACAGGACAAGAAGAUAAAGAAGCUUCAGGCCAACAAGAACAAGAUGAAAGUUGAUGGUAGCGGUAAGAAGAAGAAAGGUGGAUUCUCAGUUGGGAAGAAGAAGUUGAAGACUAAGUUGACUCCUGCUGCUAAAGCUAAAGCUGCUCAAGCUAUGGAGCUAGACAAUUGAGAAUAAAUAUGUUUUGUUUUCACUUGUAUAUGUAAACUGUUCUUCAUUUUGUCAGAAAUCAGUUUAAAGAAAGAAGCUAAAGCUAGGGAUUUUGCACUAGAUAGCAAAAUUGUAGACGUAAAUUAGGUAACAGGUAAAGAGAGUGUGCAUUUUGCAGUAAUACCUAAAGUAUCCCUAUAGACAUAACAAAAUCAAAUAGAACGACUACUGACACGUAUGAAGCAAAAGAAUGACGGGACUAUUGCACAUAUCGAAAGUAUUAAUAAUGCAAACAAUCUUGAAACUUCUGAUAAUGCAAAGAAUCAGGAAUUCACUUAUGUAGAUAUGCACCCUACUGUCAUAUAUCCAGUUACUAAUAGUAAAACCCGGAUUAGAUAAAUGUAAUCAUACUAUAAUUGCAGCCUAUUGACACAUAUAUGCGUAUCUCUAGCUCUUGCCUUCUUUAAUAAGAUACUUCUAACAUUCAAGCUCUGUUAUUUGAAAGGGAACCGACACCAUCUCCCAACAUGGUUAAUAUUUUGAUUGAUAUAUCAAGAUGAACAGGAUACCAUGGUCCUAUGGCGUCGAGCACUCCUCAUAUCACUUUCAGCGCGUGGAACAACAUGUUGUAAAAUAUCUUCCUAUCAAUCACAUUUCUAAAAAACAAUUUGUAAAAUAUCUUACUCUUCUCUCUUCAAUUAUUAGAGCUACAUCCGGUUUCAAUAUCUUAUAUCAUCAUUUUAAAUGAAUAUAUCCGGUUUCAAAACGUUGAUUGCGUUUGGAAAUAGUUUCAAUACAAUAUAAUUUUUUUUGGCAUCAGCCCCGGUAACAGGUAACACAUACGUAACAAAGAAGUUGUGGUUAGAGGAGAGAAUUGGCAACUCAGGACAAAAUUGACAUGGUUCCCCAAUUAUUUAAAAAAAAAAUGCACACUUCUGUAAUUACCUCCUCCAAUUUGUAUUUCUAGCUAAAUAGGCCUUAAAGCUAUCCUCUGAUUUUUCCAGCCCUACGUUUUUUCUUUUCUAACAUCAACUUUGCUUUACUGUUAAAGUUCAAGCAUAUUAACUUUAUUGCUACUAUCAACUAUUUAUUCUAUUUUUAUUGAAUCGAUCAUUAAAAAAUAUUCUUCUUUGACCUAACCAAUUUCAAAACAAAAUGAUAUAAUAGGAUCGCUAACAACUAUCAAAUGAAUCAGAAAAAUUAUCAUUCUCUUUCAAAUAUUUAAAAAUAUUUUAUUUAUUAAAAC
Messenger RNA from Brassica napus (rape), 1672 nucleotides. RefSeq lists its product as uncharacterized. NCBI's taxonomy places the organism in Eukaryota, Viridiplantae, Streptophyta, Magnoliopsida, Brassicales, Brassicaceae. The transcript has 3 exons. The coding region runs from base 208 to 447 and encodes 79 amino acids. The record is from RefSeq and is a predicted model, not a curated record.